AACCAAUAAAUAAGCAAAAAUAUAAUUAAAUACAAUAUACGCAAAUAAAGAAACAUUCAAAUAAAUGUAUAUAUAAGAAAAGUGCCCAGUUCUACACAGACAACUAACGAUCGCGGACGUAACGGGUCUGUUGUGAAGGAACACGUAACGUACUAUACAUACCUACAUACAUAUUUUUAAAGGGAACGAGUUAAAAAUAAACUGUAGCAAGGAAAAAGGAGUGAAAACCAAAUAAAAUAUUCGAAAAAUAUACGUUUUUUAUAGUUUUUAAUAGAAUUUCGAAAGAAUUCUUCGCAUUCCAUUGCGAUUUGGAAAACCAGACAACCAGACAACCAGAAACAAAUAAAAGCUUCCAACAAUACAAUUUUAACUUAAUUCACGUGCGCAGUUUACCUUCUACGGCAUUCGUUUUAACCGGGGUCGUGUGGAAGUGUGUGUGUAUACAAAGCAUUCGAUUUGACGCUGUUAGGAGUGUAUUUAAUUGACGCCUUUGCAACGUAAAGAGUGUGUUCGGGUGUGACUACAUAAACCGAGCAUAUUUAGUUGAAUUGCGUGAAAGUUUGGCGCAACAUAAAACGCAUUUCCGUCGGCGCAACCUGUAACGCGUAGAAAGACAGUCUAAUUUAAGAGCUAAAUAAAAAAGCAAUUGAAGAGCUGUAGAAGCAGAGCAGUUGCCUAAGAAGCAAAGCAAAAACACAAAGCACUUAAAAUGGCAGAUGUUUCGCAUGAAUUGGGCGCACUACGUUUUGUGGUGGACUCGUCGCUCUCCUCCAAGGUGGCAAUGUUCAACAAACAAACGCAACAGCACCAACAACAACAACUGCUCAAUCCCUUCUCAUCAGCAACUGGACGUAUGUCACCGAAGCCUAGCUUCUCCAAAGAUGAAUAUGGCAAGCCAUUGGCAGGUAGCUUGACCGAGAUGCGCGGCCAGAAAGCUAAUAUGCAUGUGCUCCGCGAAAUGCUGGAGCUGUGUCAAAUCAUCGACUCAGAGGGCUACAAUGUCAAGGAUGAGCCGAAUAUGCGCGUCAUACCAUUUGGUGAACUCUUCAAUAUUUACAACUAUAUCUCCGAUAAGGUGGUUGGCAUAUUAUUGCGCGCGCGCAAGCACAAACUGCUAGAUUUUGAGGGUGAAAUGCUGUUCCAACGUCGCGAUGACGACGUACCAAUUUUCUUGCUCAAACCAAUCGCCGAGAUACGUCAAGAAUUGCAAUUGAAGAUUGAAGAUAUUAAGCGAGCUGGCAGUCCAGCACCGCAAGCCACAUCGCUGUUAUUGGACAAAAGCGCACACAAGCAAAAGUUAGCAUCACGCGGCUCCACGCCCUCAAACUCGCCAGCACCGUCAAAACCGGCAACACCAGCACACUCAAAGGUAUCCUCGCCGGCGCAUUCGAAGGCAUCAUCUCCAGCGCCAAUGGAACAAGUGCCAGCAGUAACGCCACAAACAACAGCACAGCCAACGAAAACGGAUGCUCAAGCGGCACCGGAAGUUACAAUCACAGCUGCACCCGUUGUGGAAGCGACAGAAGUGGUAGCAGCAGGUGAUCAGAUGGCCAGACUGGAAGGUGGAGAACAGCCAAACGUACCAACGGAGAAGAGUGACGCUACAGCACCAGCUGAUAAUAACAUAGUAGUGCCUGAGGUUGUGGCGCCGACAGUUGCUGAACAUGUGGAGCUGCCGCCUGUAUCUGUCAGUACUGCAAAUAUCACCAACCCAAAUGCCACUGAAAACAGCGAACUACCUACGAUUGUCAUUGAUGCCGCCGCCGUGUACACACGCACGGCACCGGCACCUGCAGAGGAUGCAUCAGCUGUAGCAGCAGCGGCGACAGCGCCAAAUGCCACGAUUACAGAGAAUACGACCGCUAAUAGUGAAGGAAAUCCUCAGGCCUAAUUCGAAAAGAAACUCUAUUUUUGAUUCGAAUUGCUAAGCUAGUUAAACUUGUAAAUGCUUCUCUAAAAUAGGGUUAGGUUAUAGCGGGGUACUUAUCGGCAUAUCACUUUUGUGUAAGCAAAUGCAGUAAACUAAUUUGUAGUUUAGACAUUAGCUGCAGUAUUAUAUAAUAUUGUAAAUCGAAUAGAGAGGCAGCAAUUGGCCGUUGGAAUGAAGUUGGAAAAUACUUUGUGCUUCAUUCGAGCUGCUAAAUUUGUUGUGCUCUGAUAAUUUGCGAAAGGGUUAAUGCCACUUAUAAAAUAAUGAUUUGUAAAUAAAAUUUGCUGUAGAUCGGGUACUUAAACAGAAAAUUUUAUGUACAAUAAUCUAA
Molecule: messenger RNA, 2261 nt
Organism: Anastrepha obliqua
Lineage: Eukaryota; Metazoa; Arthropoda; Insecta; Diptera; Tephritidae
Exons: 4
Coding region: 710-1891 (393 amino acids)
Biological process (GO): positive regulation of Rho protein signal transduction
Molecular function (GO): actin binding
Source: RefSeq, a predicted model, not a curated record